This is a messenger RNA of Mycena indigotica, 1623 nucleotides long. RefSeq lists its product as uncharacterized. The coding region runs from base 109 to 1623 and encodes 504 amino acids. The transcript is spliced from 4 exons. NCBI's taxonomy places the organism in Eukaryota, Fungi, Basidiomycota, Agaricomycetes, Agaricales, Mycenaceae. The record is from RefSeq and is a predicted model, not a curated record.
UGGCAACAUCGGCGCUGGGAGUCGGGCGAGGGAGUGAGAUGCCCACGCAAACGCCCUUCCGCGGGAAGUAGUAUCCGCCUUGCCUCCUACCAUAUCGCUGCGACCCUCAUGGCCAUUGGCUCCCGCCCCACGCUCGUUCCCCUCCACCUCUCCUUACUACUCUUAAUCUUAUCUUUGCGCACAACGGCCAAGCUCGUGACGCGCACGAUCGACGACACGGCCGGCGACUCCGCGACGGGCGCGGUGCCGAGCUACGCGCCCGCAGACCAGUUCAGCCUCAACUCGAAUUGCGGCGGGUGCGUGUACCACCCGGACCCCGGACGGACGUUCGGCGGGACGUGGCACGACACGUCCCAGGUAGACGCCCAGGCGCGCAGCGUCAGCUUCUCGUUCACGGGAACAUCGGUCAGCAUCUUCUGCACGCUCGUGAACCGGCAAAGCCCGGCGACCUUCCUCGGCGCGACGCACCUCGCGCUCGCCGUCGACGGCGCCGCCCGGGGCACAUUCGACCACACCCCCGACGGCUCCGCCGACUUCGCGUACCAGCAGCCGGUCUUCCGCGUCGCCGGCCUGCCCAGCGCGCGCCACAGCGUCGUCCUCACCACGAACAGCGCCCAGGGCUCGUAUUUGGUGUUCGACUAUGCGAGCUACACUUUCGACGACGGAGCCGCCGACCCGCCGCCGGCCAACCCGCCCCCUGCGAACCCGCCCCCUGCGCAGACGGUCGCGACGACUGACACCAAGACCGUUGUGUCGACCGCGCCGGCGACCGGGCCGACCACGACGGCGACGACGACGACGACGCUGGGUGGUGUCGGCGGAAGCCCGGUGUCGGCGUCGGCGCCGGGCCCGGGGUCGGGCGGCCCGAGUCCGGACUGGCACGCUUCAGCCGGCGCGUCCACGCCCGCCCAGCUGCUGGGGCCGGGGACCUCCUCCGCCGGCGCGUCGCCCGCAUCCUCGGCCGGCUCGGCCGCGGCGGUUACAGGCGCCGCGGCGCAGAAACACACGGGCGUCGCUGCGGUCGUUGCGGGUGUGCUCGCGGGCGUCGUCGGGCUCUUGCUGGCGCUGCUUGUGGUGGUGCUGUGUCGCCGGAAGCGCCGCCGCCGGGACGAGGCGACGGAGAUGACGCAGGCGCGGCCGCUCCCGGUGGCCGUGCCCGUGGCCGUGGCCCAAGUUGGUGAUGGCGGGCAAGAAUACCGGACGCCACUCUCCGGGGCCGGGACGAUAGGCGACCCCGAAAAGGCCGUGUUGGGGCAGAACCUGUAUGAACCGCACCACCACGCAUCCAUAGCCACGUUCACCUCCGGGUCCGGGUCCGACUUGUCCCAACCCGGGCACGGAGCACAGACAGGCCGGCUGUCCGGGCUGCUGGACGACGACCUGGAGUACUACGCCGCCGCGUCCGCCGUGACGUCGGUCAGCGGCACCGCGCGCGCGACCGCGCCGUCCGUCCUCUCCCGCGCGCCGACGUUCCGCUCCGAGGACAUGUACAGCCACGGCCGGGCCCAGUGGCAGCGCGACGGCCCGGACCCGCCGCCGGGCUACGAGCGCACGGACUCGGGCGUGUAUGCGCACGCGGGCUUCUUCCCGGCGAGCCUGAGUGUGUCCUCUGGAUCGGCUUGA